This is a messenger RNA of Rana temporaria (common frog), 2248 nucleotides long. RefSeq names its product b(0,+)-type amino acid transporter 1-like. Gene Ontology annotation, biological process: amino acid transmembrane transport. Lineage: Eukaryota; Metazoa; Chordata; Amphibia; Anura; Ranidae. Gene Ontology annotation, cellular component: membrane. Gene Ontology annotation, molecular function: L-amino acid transmembrane transporter activity. The record is from RefSeq and is a predicted model, not a curated record. Bases 183 to 1859 code for a protein of 558 amino acids. The transcript is spliced from 6 exons.
ACUAUAAUUGGAUGACACUCUAGUCUAACAUUUUGUGCUCUUGAUUUAUUUUAUUGAAGAUGUAGCCAAUCUCCCCUUUCUCAUCAGCCAACUACAGAACCUUGCAUUAAAUGUUUGCUUAUUAUUUUCCUUGAUUCUACAACAGAUGUGGAGAUUUCUACAUACCUUUAUAGUAGCCUUCAAUGGAUAAGAAAGUCAUACCUGAUAGUAUCCUUAUGCUCCCAUUCUUAGUAAUAUGCUUUACUUUUUUAAAUAGAUCAUUAACCGCAAUAAUUGAAGAUCUGCCAUGUUCUUUGCACGUUGUACACUCAGUAAUAAUUAACUUUAAUUUUGCCUGUCAACCUUUAGCUGUGAAAAAGCACAUCUCUUUUUCAGAAGGAUCUGAGAUCAGAAGACACUCCAUUAUGGAUGACAGGAUAAGAAGAGACUCUGCUCCAUCUUUUGAUGGCAAAAUAGAAGACAGGACUGAAAAAUUACACCUCAAACGUGAACUUGGCCUGGUUAGUGCUGUGUCACUGAUAGCUGGCACCAUGAUUGGCUCUGGUAUCUUCAUGUCCCCUCAGUGGGUCCUCUAUUACAUGGGCAGCCCCGGAGCCAGCCUGUUAAUUUGGGCAGCCUGUGGUGUUUUAGCAAUGUUGGGUGCUCUUUCCUAUGCAGAACUUGGCACUGUUAUAAAGGAAUCUGGAGGGGAGUACAUUUAUAUUUUACGGAAUGUUGGCACCUUACCAGCUUUCCUCCUGGCAUAUACCUCAGUCAUUGUGGUCAGACCGGCUGGCAUUUCUGCUGUCUCCUUAAGUUUUGCAGAAUAUGUGGUGGCUUCCUUCUACCAGGACUGCCCACCACCUCAGGUAGUGGUGAAGUGUACAGCAGCUGCCUGUAUCCUCGUCCUGAGCAUCAUCAACUGCCUCAAUGUCAGGCUUUCUGCCACUAUCACUAACUUCUUCACGGCUGCCAAACUGUUGGUAUUGCUGGUCAUAAUUGUGGGUGGUAUGGUCCUCUUGGCCCAAGGAAACACUCAGGUCUUCCAGAAUGCCUUUGAAAAUACAGUUUCAGGAUUUGGUCCAGUUGGAGUGGCUUUUUAUCAAGGACUCUGGUCUUAUGAUGGAUGGAACAAUCUGAAUUACGUAACUGAAGAAGUGAAGAAUCCUGAGGUGAAUCUGCCACGAGCUGUGAUGAUCGCAAUUCCACUAGUAACAUGCAUCUAUCUCCUGGCUAAUGUCAGCUAUUUUGCCGCAAUGACGCCUCAAGAACUUCUCUCUUCAGACGCUGUGGCCAUCAGCUGGGGGAUAAAGGUGCUGGGAAGCUGGACUUGGAUAAUAUCUUUGGGUGUGGCACUUUCUACUUUUGGUUCAGCCAAUGGAACCUUCUUCAGUGGGGGUCGCUUGUGCUAUGUGGCAGCCAGAGAAGGCCAUUUGCCUGAUGUUCUGUCGAUGGUUCACGUGAAACGGCUCACACCAUCCCCAGCCCUGAUCUUCACAACGUUUAUCUCAUUAAUAAUGAUCAUUCCAGGAGAUUUCAGCACUAUCGUAAACUUCUUCAGCUUUACAGCCUGGCUGUUCUACGGUAUAACGAUUUCCGGCCUGAUAUAUAUGAAGAUUAAGAAGCCGGAUAUUCCCCGACCAUAUAAAGUUCCGAUCGUUAUUCCAGUUAUUGUACUUAUCGCCGCCGUGUACCUAGUCCUGGCACCCAUCAUCGGCAGUCCUCAGCUGGAGUAUCUCUACGUUGUGCUCUUUAUCCUCAGCGGAGUUAUUCUUUACAUUCCUGUGGUCUGUUAUAAAUGGUCUCCCAAAUAUUUUCGAUCCAUCACACUGUAUAUGCAGCUCCUGCUGGAGAUCUCUCCAUGUGACAGGAAUGACUGAGAUGAGGCCUGGAGACAUCUGUGUCCCUCUUAUCUGUUUACAAAUUCCAGUAUUUCCAGUUCUCUUUCUCCAACCCUGAAGGUUUGAAUGAAUGUCACAAUCUCCCCUCCUCCAAUCACAGAAUGCCUUGCAUUAUGUUAAAAGAAUGGAAGACGUUUUCUGAAUGGAGGAGGUGCCGAGCAAGCUACCAUCAAUGUGCCAGACGUUCAGCAUUUACUGUAAGGACUAAAUGAAAGUCAACGUUUUCAGGAAAGCAGUAUACACAAUUGGCACACACUUCAUUAGUGGUCAUUUACGUUUACAGUGCAAAUGUCCCAAAAUUGUUUUUGGCAAGAGCUUUAAUGCUGAACCCCAGGGAGAGAUAAAAGUAUCAAUGUGUGCAGGCUUAU